Crotalus tigris (Tiger rattlesnake) is the source of this 1586-nucleotide messenger RNA. RefSeq names its product gap junction beta-2 protein-like. The coding region runs from base 295 to 969 and encodes 224 amino acids. The transcript has 3 exons. Gene Ontology annotation, cellular component: connexin complex. Lineage: Eukaryota; Metazoa; Chordata; Lepidosauria; Squamata; Viperidae. Gene Ontology annotation, biological process: cell communication. The record is from RefSeq and is a predicted model, not a curated record.
UGCACCUCAACCAGUCGGGAGCGGUCGGGCGCACCGGCUGGCCGUCGCGCAAGAAGACCAAGAGAGAGCCGGGUGCCAAAAGACUCGCGACUUCUGAGUUCCCGCCUCCAGUUUGCUUUCAAAGAAGAGAUUCAGCAAGUAAUUGGUGUGCUUCAACAAAAACCCCAAUUUGUGUGAUGAAAAGGAUCUCUCUCUUUUUCUCUCUGCAAGGGAACAUCUGUUUCUUGCCCACUGAAAUCAAAAGAUCCGAUUUAUAUUUAGCCUUACAAUCGUGACCAAAGAACACACUCAGUUAUGGACUGGGGAGCUCUACAAGCCAUCUUAGGAGGUGUAAACAGACACUCCACCAGCAUUGGGAAAAUCUGGCUCACUGUCCUGUUUAUUGUCCGUGUCAUGAUUCUUGUGGUUGCAGCAGAAAAGGUCUGGGGAGACGAGCAGCAAGACUUUUCUUGUAAUACCCUACAACCUGGAUGUAAAAAUGUCUGCUAUGAUGAGCAUUUCCCACUUUCUCACAUUAGACUUUGGGCUCUCCAACUUAUCUUUGUCUCUACCCCUGCUCUGUUGGUGGCAAUGCAUGUGGCAUACAGAAAACAUAAAAAAAAACAGGAAUAUAGACACAGAAAGAUGGAUGUUGAAGAUCUCAAAAGACAAAGGUUUCAUAUCGAGGGUCCCCUAUGGUGGACAUACACUAGUAGCAUUUUUUUCCGAAUUAUCUUUGAGGUAGCCUUCAUAUAUAUAUUUUACUACAUUUACAGAGGAUAUCAAAUGCCUCGGGUAGUGAAAUGUACUGAUUUUCCUUGCCCAAAUACAGUUGACUGUUUUAUUUCCCGACCCACUGAAAAAACUGUAUUUACUAUUUUCAUGCUUGCGGUUUCAGGCAUUUGCAUGUUCUUAAAUGUGCUUGAAUUAUCUUAUUUACUAUUAAAGUUUUGCACAAAGAAGCCAAAAAAUGAAAAUGGCAGUGCCUAAUCAUUAGAUGUGUAUAUUAUUGAUAUUUUAUUUUGCAUUAAUUGUAAACAUAAGUCAACAAUACUUCCAGUCAUCAUGAAAAUUAUAUGGAACCUUAUUUUAACAGCCAUAUUUAUAUUGUUGGAAGAAAAGUAAAACCAAAUUUUGCUACUGAAAUUAUUCCAAAAAUGAUGCUUCUAAACAGCUAAUUUGUUUUUAAUGACUAGAUAAUAUCCUAAGUGCUUUUAAAUCAAUUGGCUAAUAUCCAUCUUCUAAAUUCAUUAUUUAGUAUAUGCCUACAAUCUUUAAACACAUCUAUAAUAUGUGUCAGGAUCUUCCAAUAUUAAAUUUAUACAAAAGGCUUGGAUUUAAUUGUCAUAUUGGCUGGUUUAUUAGACUGUGAGAAUAUACUUAAUUCAGGAAUUUUGAUAUAAUCUGUUUGUUAAACAUAUUAUUGUUUGUUUAACUGUUAAGAAUAUGAAUUGCUGUUUCUAACCACUUCUCCAGUUAUUUCACUAUAAUGUAUUUUUACUACAUUGUUCACUUAAUUAUAUUUUCCAUACCUGGACAUUUGUUGUUACUGGAAGAGUUAAAUAAUAUGUUGUAAACUAUGCUUAAUAAAUAAAAAAUGGUGCCAA